GCUUCAACGUGUCACAAAACGGGGCCGAUCCGUGGCAACUUCUAUUCGGUCAGUUUCCUUUUGCCCGCCCGCAGCAGCAGCAGCUCGAUUCCAAUGACCUCGACUCCUCCUCCUCCGAAGCGCGUCUUCCCCAAGAACGCCCGCUACCCCGACGAGUUCUUGCAGAAGAUCCCCAAGACGGACCUCCACUGCCACUUGGACGGCUGCAUUCGCCCUGCGACGCUCAUUGAGCUCGCGCAAGAACAAGGCGUCGAGCUCCCGACGUACGACCUCCAGCAAAUGAGCACGUGCAUCUUCAAGGAGACGUACAACAACCUCGAAGAGUACCUCCGCUGCUUCGCCUACACGUGCGCGGUCAUCCGCAACCCGGACGCUCUCGAGCGCGUCUCGUACGAGCUCGGCGUUGACCAGUACGCCGUCGGCGUCCGGUAUUUCGAGGCCCGCUUUGCGCCGCAGCUCCUCGCGGAUGCCAACACCAUGUCGAUCGAGCAGGUGCUCAUCCACGUCAACAACGGUCUCCAGCGCGCGACGGACGAGGCCAACGCGCACGAGGACGUGGUCUCUGGCAAGACGCCGCGCUACGGCUUUGGCAUCAUUGUCUGCGCCAUGCGCUUCUUCCUCCCCGUCUUUGGCCCGUACUACGAGCACUUUUGCUUUGUGCACAAGCACGAAGAGCCGCACCGUCUCUACGGCCUCGCGUCCAUGGCGCUCAUCACGCAGGCGUACGCAGCCAAGGUCGAGCACAACUUGCCGAUCGUCGCCUUGGACAUUGCGGGGGCCGAGAACGGGUUCCCGGCCUCGGACCACAUUGAAGCGUUUGCUUACGCUCACAAGAAGUUCAUGCACAAGACCGUCCACGCCGGCGAAGGCUUCGGCCCCGAGUCCAUCUUCCAGGCCAUUAUGGACCUCCACGCAGAGCGCAUCGGCCACGGGUACCACCUCUUCCACCCCGAAGAGAUCCGGAAGGACAUGUCGGACGAAGCCAAGAAAGCGUACUGCGAUGGCCUCGUCACGUACAUGGGCAACAUGCGCACGUGCGUCGAAGUGUGCUUGAGCUCCAACCUCCAGACCGUGCCUGCGAUCGAGAACGACUGCGCCCGCCACCCUGCGACGCAGAUGCUCAACAGCAAGCUCGCGGUGACGCUGUGCACGGACAACUGCACGGUCUCGCACACCGAUAUGUUCCGCGAGGUGCGCCUCGCGGUCGAUGCGCUCGACCUCACGCCGGCCGAGCUCCGCCGCGUCAUUGUCACGGGCUUCAAGCGCUCGUUCAUGCCUGGCGACUACACGGAGAAGCGCAAGUACGUCCGCGACGUCAUCAACUACUACGACGCGCUCGCCAAGGAGUACAACAUCGAGUAAACGCUGCAACAUAUACGAAAUUGAGAGUGAAUAGAACCCAGU
Messenger RNA from Saprolegnia parasitica CBS 223.65, 1404 nucleotides. RefSeq lists its product as hypothetical. The transcript has a single exon. Bases 94 to 1362 code for a protein of 422 amino acids. Gene Ontology annotation, molecular function: adenosine deaminase activity. Gene Ontology annotation, cellular component: external side of plasma membrane; cytosol. NCBI's taxonomy places the organism in Eukaryota, Oomycota, Saprolegniomycetes, Saprolegniales, Saprolegniaceae. Gene Ontology annotation, biological process: hypoxanthine salvage; negative regulation of adenosine receptor signaling pathway; adenosine catabolic process. The record is from RefSeq and is a predicted model, not a curated record.